CGUUAUCAGUGAGCGCCAGUGCAGAGAAGAGCGGAAUCUGCGAUCGAGGAGGCAGAUUGCGCCCGACCGCUGCACGAGAAGGAGACACCCCAGGCCGUCGAAAAUGUCGAACCUCGUCUGUGUGGACGACUUUGCGAGGGAAGCCCACAGCAUCCUGCCGCGCAACGCCCUGGAGUACUACCGCAGCGGGGCCGAUGGAGAGGUGACGCUGUCGCUCAACCAGGAGGCGCUCAGGAGGCUGCGCAUCCGGCCGCGCAUGCUGCGCGACGUGACGCACCGCAGCACCGAGACCACCGCCCUGGGCGCGCGCCUGGCCGUCCCCAUCGGCGUGUCGCCCACGGCCAUGCAGCGCAUGGCGCACCCCGACGGCGAGAUCGCCAACGUCAAGGGUGUUUGUCGGGCGUCCUGCUUUGUGGGGCCUGACCCACAGCGGCCAGGCUGGAGUAGAGAAGGUGCUUGGCAUCCUCAAGGAGGAGCUGGACCGAUCCAUGGCGCUGGCAGGGUGCAGCAAUUUGAAACAGAUCGUCAAGAACAUGGUCGUGCAUGAAUCGUUUUACCACAAACUAUGA
Messenger RNA from Frankliniella occidentalis (western flower thrips), 569 nucleotides. RefSeq names its product 2-Hydroxyacid oxidase 1-like. Gene Ontology annotation, molecular function: FMN binding; oxidoreductase activity. Lineage: Eukaryota; Metazoa; Arthropoda; Insecta; Thysanoptera; Thripidae. The record is from RefSeq and is a predicted model, not a curated record.